This is a messenger RNA of Camellia sinensis, 1037 nucleotides long. The record is from RefSeq and is a predicted model, not a curated record. NCBI's taxonomy places the organism in Eukaryota, Viridiplantae, Streptophyta, Magnoliopsida, Ericales, Theaceae.
UGUGGCCAUCUUUUGGUUGAUUUUCCCUAUACCCAUUUGGAGUUUUGCAUAUAUUAAUGGUGUCUUGUUCCUCUAGUGGUGGUGGGUAUUUAGGUUCCGCAAUUGGGAUUGUGGGUUUGGAGCAUAAGCAAAAACUGGACUUGAGGUUGGGUUUGGGUAUUGUUUUUGAUCUAGGUUUGAUGAAUAUAUUGUUUGCUGGUUCUUUUGGAUGAAAAAUAUGUGUGAGGUUUAUUAGGUCUUAACUUAUGCUUGGCAAAUGUUUGAUGACAUUUUUGAUUGAUGUGUUAGUUGGAUGAUACAUAUAAAUGUAUGAGGUAUAUCAAGAUUCGAGUAGUUGUGUAAAAAUGGUUAGAUCAUGUUGGAAAAUCUCUUCUGUGGAGGGUGAUGGAAGUCGCCGGGGCAGAGAUGGAAGUCGUCAUGGUGGAGAUUCGAAUGGUCGGGUUGAUGGUUUGUUAUGGUAUAAGGAUUUAGGACAACAUGUAAAUGGUGAAUUUUCAAUGGCGGUAAUACAAGCCAAUGGUUUGUUGGAGGAUCAAAGCCAACUAGAAUCAGGGCCAUUGAGUUCGCUUGAUUCAGGCCCUCGCGGGACAUUUAUUGGAGUUUACGAUGGACAUGGAGGACCGGAGACAUCCCGUUUCGUAAAUGAGAAGAUGUUUCUCAACCUUAAGAAAUUUGUGGCUGAGCAUAAAGAGAUGUCUGCAAAUGUUAUUAAAAAGGCAUUCUUGGAAACUGAAGAGGAGUUUCUGUCUCUCGUAAAGCAGCAAUGGCUUGAAAAGCCACAAAUUGCUUCAGUGGGAUCGUGUUGUUUGGUUGGGGUAAUAUGCAAUGGACUUCUAUACGUUGCAAAUGUUGGAGACUCUCGUUUGGUGUUAGGGAGAGCAGAGAAGUCUUCUAAAGGUGUGACUGCUAUUCAGUUAUCAACGGAGCACAAUGCAAGUAUUGAGUCUGUGAGAGAAGAGCUUCGUUCAUUGCAUCCUGAUGAUUCACAGAUUGUGGUUCUAAGACACAAGGUUUGGCGCGUGAAGGGUCUCAUACAG